Capsicum annuum is the source of this 836-nucleotide messenger RNA. RefSeq names its product pathogenesis-related protein 1. The transcript is spliced from 2 exons. The coding region runs from base 161 to 721 and encodes 186 amino acids. NCBI's taxonomy places the organism in Eukaryota, Viridiplantae, Streptophyta, Magnoliopsida, Solanales, Solanaceae. The record is from RefSeq and is a predicted model, not a curated record.
CUUUAGAAGUCUGUUAACCGUAUUUUAAUCUCCACCAUCUUUUGCUCCUUUCUUCAAGUUGUUCCUUGUUAUAUUUAUACCAAACCAAAGCCAUAAUAACUAACAUUGCUUCACUUUCCAUUGCCAUUGCAUUGUCAUUGUCAAUAGACAUUUUUGUCAAAUGUCAAUGUCAAUGGCACCAUCAACUUUUUUAUUAUUGUCCGUCUUAUUAACCUUCAUUAAUGUUUCUAUACAAAUAGAUCCACCACCAACCUUUAAUUGGCUUCAAGAAGAAUACCUAAAAGCUCAUAAUGAUCUAAGAAAAAGUGUUGGUGUUCCUCCUUUGGAAUGGGAUGCCAAAUUAGCUGCUCACGCAUUUGAUUGGGCUAAUCAACGCAAGGAAGAUUGUGAUUACAGGCGCCAUUCGCUCGGGCAAUACGGAGAGAACAUCUUCUGGGAGAGCUACUCAGCCACAUCUGCGACUCAAAUUGUACAAAAAUGGUUCAAUGAGAAGCGUAAUUUUGAUGAGGUGAACAAUGUUUGCAAAUGUAAUCCAGAGAGGGAAAGAUGUGAAUGUGGCCAUUAUUUAAAUGUAGUAUGGAAGGCUACAACAAAAGUUGGAUGUAGUGGCAAUGUUUAUUGCAAUGACCAAAAGGGUCUUUAUAUUGUAUGCUCAUAUCAUCCUAUAAGGAAUUAUAAAGGUCUCAACCCUUUGAAUCCAACUAAUUCCUCUAAAUUUUGAAGUAGUUAACAUGCACGUUAAUCCUUCAGUUUUUGAUGUAAUUUAAUUUUGGUGUACUAAUUAUUAAUACCUAUGAGGCAUGGAUAAAAUCUGUGCAAACUUUAUUAUUUUCAAA